This is a messenger RNA of Cladocopium goreaui, 1356 nucleotides long. The record is from the annotation of a GenBank genome assembly. Lineage: Eukaryota; Dinophyceae; Suessiales; Symbiodiniaceae.
AUGAGUCCUUUGCCUUGCAACACGGUGAAGUUGCAGGCAGGACUCGUGGGAUCCGGAGUGGUCGCACAGCGCGUCGCAAAAGAGAGGCGUACAUCCGCCACAGGGUUGCAGCUGGUGAAAUUCGUGAAGAAGUUGCUGGGGCUCAUUCGGGCGGUCAAUCUCGACCACUUGGUAUCUCUAGGAACUGGGAGCCGAACCCUGAGUCUUCGAGUGAGGCGGCGAUGGAUGCUGCAAGGGCAGCUAGUGACGCUGUUGUGGCCCUACGCGACCAACAAGCUAACAGAAGUUCAGCUGCUGGAGGUUUUCAAGGACUUUGAUGUGAGUUUCAAGACUUGGCUGUUCUACGGCAACAAGCACUUCGAGACAGACCUCCAUCGAGUUGAAGUGACCCAUGCUGAUUCGAAGCCGUGCGAUUUCAAUUUUAGCUGCCUUGAUGGGUGUUCCGAGUUUCACUACAAAGGACAGAACCUUGCUGGACCAGGUGUUGGGCCUAGAACGCAUGCGUGCAGAAUAUGCACUGGAGCCGACAUCCCAGAUGACAUCAUGCUUUCAGUGCUUGCGCGUGCGCUGCCAAAGGCAAUUCAACAGCAUGUGCAAUUGCAGCUGAACGAGACGUCAAACUAUGACCAAAUGAGAGCGAUGGUGGUGAGCUAUGAGCGCACUACGACCUCAUGGUCCCCAGGCAAGAUUCACUCAGAGUUGGGCAUUUUGCCCCAAAGUCAAAAUCAGAGUUUCAAUCAAUCCUCCAACAAUACUGGUUUGGCUCCAAUGGAGAUAGGUCGGUUUGAAAAAGGGAAGAAUAAAGGAAAAUCAAAAGGAAAGAGUAAGGGUAAAGAGACCACCAAGGGUAAAGGGAAGAACAAAAGCGACAAGGGAAAAGGUAAGUCCAACAACAAGGGCUCCACUCGUACUGCAACUGCCAGUGACCAAUGUUUAUACUGCGGGAAGUACCGUCACUUCAAGCGUGACUGUUGGAAGCUUCAUGGACGUGGUGAGAAGAAUGUGAACCAGGUUGAAUCCAAUGCUUCGAACAAUGCAGCCAGUGCCUCAAGCAACUCUUCGACUAGCAGUGGUGCUACUAGCUCUUCUGGUGUGAAUGGCUCUGUGCGUCUUUUCACUGGACUUCAUGAAUCACAUGGACCCAUCAUAGAAGAUUUGGAUGAAGAUGUUGAAAUCAAAGAUCUAACUGGUUACGACUCCUUUGGUGCAUGCAACAUGUUUUCACAAGUUUCUACAGACUAUUCAAACGAAUGGUUUGGCUGGGACGACACCGCAGAAGCUGAGGGUGUUUACACAGCGUGUUGCAGCCGUUUUGACUGUCUUAUUCUGACCAUGACGAUGUUUGGACAUGUUUAG